AUGAAAUCCGACAACAAAAGUGCUGCAGCCGUGGCGUGCAUCUGCUUGGUACUCGUGGCCGUGCUCCUUGAUGACGUGGCAAGCUGUCCCGCGGCGCAGGAUUUCCUGCCGUGCAAAAAAGCGUUCGACAAUCCCACGACGAAUCGGCCGCCGCCGGCCAACUGCUGCAUAAUGAUUAAACGCACAACUCACGAGUGCCUUUGCCAACUCCAACAGAAUGUUCCCAGUGUAUCUAAAGGCAGCGCCCAGUUUUUGUAUAAAAACUACUCCGAAAGCUUUGCCGCUAACCGACGUGGCGGUGCCAACGACGAAAACCAUCGCCUGACAGCGGUUUCGAUCAUCCUGCUCGCCGAAAAUCGUAAGUUCAACAUGGCGAGGGCAAGGAAGAUGGUUAAGGCGGCCAGGAUCCGGAUGAACCCGACGGCGAAUGGUGGCAGCUACAGGGCAAAUGGCGGUGGCAACAGUAAAGACGACGGAGUAAUUGGCUACGGACGCCAUACGAACCGCGUGGAUCGAAGGUUGGAUGCGGGGACUCCUGGAGAUGAUGGCGGCGACAGGCAAUAG
Molecule: messenger RNA, 564 nt
Organism: Striga asiatica
Lineage: Eukaryota; Viridiplantae; Streptophyta; Magnoliopsida; Lamiales; Orobanchaceae
Source: the annotation of a GenBank genome assembly